AUGGCGCAGCCGCGUCGGAGAGCGUUGCUGGCCCUCGUCGCCUGGCGCGUCUGCGCGGCGCCGCCGGCGUGCGAGGCGCCGCUCCUCGAGGUCGUCGCCGACGCCGACGUCGCGGCGCUCUACGCCGGGAACGGGCCCGUCGCCAUCCGGGGCCGCGCGAACCUGCCGUCGGCGACGAGCGCGCUGCUGCCCGAGUUCGUGUCGCCGCCGGCCGACGGCGCCUUCCCGCUCGCCGUGCGCGCCGGCGCGGGGUACCGCAACGCGACGGCCUGGGGCGCGGCCGCGCGGCCGUUCCUCGACGCGCGGCUCUCCGGCGCGGGCGCGGUGCUCUUCCGGGGCCUCAACUUCAGCCGGCCGGAGGAGUUCGCGGCGUUCACGGACGGCCUGGGCUGGGAGCGCGUGAGCAUCGGCGGCGGCGGCACGGCGCGCACGGCCGUCGGCGGCGUCCGCACCGCGUCCGACGAGCCCGCGGAGCAUACGAUCGAGCCGCACCAGGACAUGGCCCACAACCCCGCGCACCCGUCGAAGAUCGCCUUCUUCAUGGUCGAGGGCCCGCCCCGGGGGAAGGGCGGCGAGACCAUCCUCGUGGACAUGCGCGCGGUCACGCGGCGCGCGGCGGCGCGGGGCCUCGACGCGGCGUUCGCGGCGAAAGGCGGCGUCCGCUACGCGAAGAAGCUCUGGUCCGACGAGCUCGUCGACCCGGCGGUCAACACCUUCAACUGGCAGCGGCGCUACUUCACGCGCGACCGGGCCGCCGUCGACGCCGCGCUCGACGCGCUGCCCGGCGACGACGUGACCUGGUCCUGGUCCCCGGACGGCACGCUCGACUACGAGAACACGCUGCCCGCGACGCGGCCCCACCCGGCCACGGGCGAGCCCGUCUGGUUCAACGGCAUCCACACGAACCACCGCGACUACUUCGACCUCGCGCCCCACAUCGACACGACCCACGGGAGCCCCUACGACACGACCUACGGCGACGGCGACGCGAUCGACGACGCGACGCUCGCGGAGAUCCGCGCGGACAUCUGGAACUCGUGCGUCGCGGUGGCCCUCGAGACGGGCGACGUCGUCGUCGUCGACAACUUCCUCGCGGGCCACGGCCGCAUCGGCUGGGACCCCGCGGUGCGGCGCAAGAUGCUCCUCCAGCACUUCGCCAUUAUUGGCUUCGAGCAGUUCGAGCAUUGUCGCGCGCGAAUCCGCGGCGAGACCAUGCGCAACAAGAUCCUCCUGGCGCUCCUCGCGUCAUCGGCGGCGGCGACGUGCACGACGACCGUGAAGGUGGGGACGUUUGACGAAGCGAAUCCCUACACCAUCGCCCCGAUGACCCAGUGGCUCGACGACGACGACGUGUGCUUCGUGUUCUACCGCGAGACCUCCGGCGGCCGCUCCAUCCAGCACCUCGAGGCCGGCGACCUCGACAUGGCCAUGCUCGGGUCGACGCCGUACGCGACGGCGGCCGCGCGGCGCGCGGGCGUGUCCGCGGUGUCGAUCCUCCACUUCAAGGGCGCGGCGCAGGCCCUCGUCACGCGGCCGGACCUGACCGCGCCCCAGGACCUCGCGGGGACCGUCCUCUGGACGCCCUACACGUCCACGACCCACUACAUCCUCCUCGCGGGCCUCGCGCAGGCGGGCUUCGACGUCGACGAGGUCGCGCUGGUCACCGCGUCGCCGGCGGCGAUCAUCGAGGCCUGGGAUAACGGCGAAAUAGACGGCGCGGCGUGCUGGGGCAACACGAUGCAGCACCUGCUGGACAACGAGUGGGGCGGCGAGAGCGGCCAGCUCGGGCGCGCGAUGAUCGACGCCGCGACCGUCGCGCAGUGGGACUUCGAGACGGGCAACGUCCUCGGCGUCUCCGACGCCUUCCUCGCGGCCCACGGCGAGGACGGCGGCCUCGUGGAGCGCGUCGUCGACGCCUUCGCGCGGGCGAACUACGACUACGUCCGGGCCUACCAGCAGGACGGCUGGGCCGCGGCGGGCAACUACACGGAGCUCGUCGACCACUUCGUCUACCUGAGCGACUCGACGGGCACGGAGCCCCACGACUGGGACGAGCGCCACGACGACGUCUACGACCGCAUCUUCAAGUUCGAGUACCCGACGAUCGCGGAGCAGCUCGACUUCGACAUCGCGGCGAUGACCCAGAAGCAGGCGGCCUUCCUCUACCUCCAGAAGGCGCUCGCGUCGGAUCCCACGGCCGACAGCGCCGCCUACUACGACUCGACCUUCGACGCGAGCAUCCUCGAGGACCUCGACGCCGAGUCCAACGAGGCCGUCGCGCUCGACGAGACGGGCGCGGCAUCGCGCGGCUGGCCCGCGCCCGUCGACGCCGCGAACGUGCCCCCGCCGGAGCAGUACCCGUCGAGCGCGGACCCCGGCUGCGCGACCUUCACGUCGCUCAGCGUCUCGUCGUCGGCGACCUUCGACGACGGGUCCUCGUCGACGAACGCGUACGCGCUGGACGCGACGUGCGUCUGGGCCGUCAAGCCCGACGCCUGCGCGGCGGUCUCCCUGAACCGCCUCGCGUCCGAGGCGCCCUUCGACGCGCUCGAGGUCUUCGCCGCGAACGGCGAUCUCUUGGCCCGGUACAUGGGCCGCCACCUCGAGGGCUCGGAGCACCCGGCGGUCACGGGCUGCUACGACGCGUCGGUCUCCGACCCGCGGUCCGUCGCCGCGGCGCUCGCGGGCGUCGACGACGCGUCGAGCCUCGCGGCCGACGCCGACGAGGCCGUCGCCCUCUACGUGCGCUGGAGCACGGACGGCUACGACGAGCACGCCGUCGGCGCCCUGGGCUCCGUCGGCUUCGAGGCCGUCGCGGCGGACAUCUCGGCCUGCUCCUGCGGCGCCAACGGCGCCAAGCAGACCGACGUCGACGGGAACUGCUACUGCGCCUGCGACCCGGGCUACUCGGGCGCGUCCUGCGACCACGCGUACUGCAUGGGCGUCCUCGACGUCGACGACGGCUCGGGGACGCUCCGGUCCCAGCCGUCGACGAGCGACCGCUACGCGCCGCGGUCGACCUGCGGCUGGCGCAUCUCGUCCGCCGCCUACUCCCACGUGUCCCUCGACUUCACCUUCCUCGGCCUCGAGCGCGGCUUCGACUUCGUCAAGGUCUACGAGGGCUCCGGCCUGCCCCCGGGCUACGGCGCGUCCUCGACGGUCGGCGCGGACGACUACGUCUACGCGCUCACGGGCGACGACGUGCCCGACCACCCCAUCAUCGUCGCGGGCGACGCGUUCCUCGUCUUCGAGAGCGACGGGUUGACGAACGCGAUCGUCGACGGCGAUUCGCUGGGGACCGGCGGCUUCGAGGUCGCCUACGAGGCCUUCGACCGGACGUCGUGCUCGGACGCCGGCUCCGCGUCCGCGGGCUGCCUCGGCCGCGGCACCUGCGCGGCCGACCUGAGCUGCGACUGCGAUCUCGGGUACUACGGCUACAGCUGCGGCUUCGACCACUGCGUCGGCGACACGCACCUCGGGUCCGUGACUUCCGGCGAGAUCCUGUCGGGCCACGUCGACGACUACCCGUCGUCGACGACGUGCCUCUGGGCCUUCCAGGUGCCGACGUCCCUCGGCGACGCGAGCCUCGCGGGCCUGAGCCUCGUCUUCGCGACCUUCGACCUCGAGUGGGGCGAGGUCAGCGGCUCGGCGACGUCGGACCGCGUCGCCGUCUACCUCGUCGAGGACUACGCGUCGCCGGACGUCGACGCGGGCCUCAAGGUCAAGGAGUACACGCGCGCGGACCUCGAGGACGGCGUCUUCUCGCUCGACGCGCAAAACGACAUCACACUGACGACCGACGACAUGGCCCCGUACUACGACGGCGACGCGCUCAACGUCGUCGUCGCCUUCGUCGCGGACAAGAACAACCCGGACCCCUACGGCGGCUUCGACGCGCACUUCGCGGGCUACUGGGAGGUCUCCGGCGACGCCGUGACGUACUGCGAUUCCGGCGCCUCGGGCUACUGGGACUGCGGCGACGGCCAGGUCUGCGGCGGGAACGGCUACUGCGUGGCGUCGUCGAGCAGCUCGAAGAAGGCCGGGGACCCGACGGGCCUCAUCGUCGGCAUCGUCUUCGGAUUGGUCGGCGCGUUCGCGCUCGUCUUCUACGCCUACCGGCGGAAGAAGAUCCAGAAGAGCCGCGCGCAGAAGGCCGUCAUCGCCAAGGUCACGGAGGAGCUGCAGAACUUCAAGGACAGCGUCAUCGGCAUGCGGUCCGUGUCGCGGCCCUUCAGCCCGGACACGGCCGCGUCGGACGUCGCCAUCGACGUCGUCGACGACCCGGGCGUCGAGCUCCUGCCCGCGGGGCCGGCGCGGUGGUACUGGGAGGAGUCGCCCCAGCGCAUCCAGAACCACGCCAACGUCAAGCCCCCCUUCUGGGUGCCCUACGACGCGUCGGACGCGAAGCGGCUCGAGGCCGCGUACGCGGCCAGGAAGAAGGAGCUCUGGAUGAACGACGUCUACGUCGUCGACUUCCGGGCGAUGACGCAGACGAACACGCGGUCCGGCUUCGGCCGCAACGUGCUCCGCGACCAGCCGAAGCGGCAGCCCGCGAAGCAGCGGAGCUCGCGCGACGUCGCCGUGUCCGCCGCGGAGCGGCCCGGCGACAUCGCCUGCGACGAGCCCUGCCUCAUCCUCGAGGAGGGCGCCGUCAUCCAGAUCGCCAAGCAGCGCGACGACGGCUGGGCCUACGGGUCCAUCGUCCUCGGCGGCAAGAAGCACCACGCGCCGGGGAGCCUCCCGAGCGACUGGAGCCUCGACAGCGGCUGGUUCCCCAUGGCCCGCACGGACCCGCCGAGCUCCGAGCAGCUCGCGGAACUCCAGGACGCGCUGGGCGGCGGCGGCGCCGACGCCCUGGCGCCGCCCAGGUACUGGGACCAGGUCAAGGACCCGCUCGUCGCCGAGUACUUCAAGCUCGACCCCAAGUCCGACGAGUACAAGCGCGCGGCCGGCGCGUUCCUCCUCGAGGACGACCUCCGCAAGAAGUGCACGAUCCAGUCCAUCGAGCGCGUCCAGAACAUCUCGCUCUGGCAGUCCUACUGCGUCAGGAAGUCCGCGACGGUGUCGCGCGAGGGCUCCGAGAACCUGGCCGAGGCGACGCGCAAGUACGUCCGCUGCUGGCUCUUCCACGGCGCGCCGGGCGACGUCGUCGCCAAGAUCCUCCAGCAGGGCUUCAACCGCUCCUUCUGCGGCAAGAACGCGACCUUCUUCGGCAAGGGCGUCUACUUCGCGCGCGACGCGUCCUACUCCGCGUACCCGCUCUACUGCCGGCCCGACGACAACGGCGUCCAGUCCAUCUUCCUCUGCCGCGUCGUCAUCGGCCAGUACUGCCAGGGCCGCAAGGACGCCCUCACGCCGGACAUCCGCGACGACUCGCGCAACCUCCUCUUCGACUCGACGGUCAACCACGUCGUCAACCCGGAGAUCUUCGUCACGUACCACGACGCGCAGGCCUACCCGGAGUACCUCAUCAAGUUCAAGCAGUCGGGCCCCGUCGGCGGCCACCCGCAGACCGGCAACCGCCAGCACCCGCGCUACAAGAACUGGGUCACCGAGCUCGAGGAGGCCCGCUAG
Aureococcus anophagefferens is the source of this 5574-nucleotide messenger RNA. RefSeq lists its product as hypothetical. The transcript has 2 exons. NCBI's taxonomy places the organism in Eukaryota, Pelagophyceae, Pelagomonadales, Pelagomonadaceae. Gene Ontology annotation, molecular function: oxidoreductase activity; NAD+ poly-ADP-ribosyltransferase activity; zinc ion binding. The coding region runs from base 1 to 5574 and encodes 1857 amino acids. The record is from RefSeq and is a predicted model, not a curated record.